This is a messenger RNA of Benincasa hispida (wax gourd), 2183 nucleotides long. It is a transcript of the gene ATRAD17, whose product is annotated as RADIATION SENSITIVE 17. The record is from RefSeq and is a predicted model, not a curated record. Gene Ontology annotation, molecular function: ATP hydrolysis activity; chromatin binding; DNA clamp loader activity. Gene Ontology annotation, biological process: DNA repair; mitotic DNA replication checkpoint signaling; DNA damage checkpoint signaling. Lineage: Eukaryota; Viridiplantae; Streptophyta; Magnoliopsida; Cucurbitales; Cucurbitaceae.
CCCGCGAAAUCGGCUCGGUAAAUUUGUAAACCUCUGGCACGGUCCACCAAACAUCCUCAUUCUUUCACCUGAAGACGGAAAUUUUUGUUUAGACGCACUCUACUUCGGUUCAGUGAAGGUCAAUUCGCGAGUUCGAACUCGACAAUGGAGUUGAUACUACCUUGGCUGCUCUGUAUGGUUUUCUAAAUUUCAGAUUCUCUAUCGGAGGAUGACGAAGAAGGAGAACAAUUUGGUUUUACUAUCGUCGGAUGAAGAAUACUGUGGUGGUCGAUCAUCUAGUUCCAGACGCAGAUAUCGAAAGACGAAGUCGCAAUCACCAUUUCCUCGGAAGAGCACUCGUCAAGCGAAGAAGGCUCGACUCUUAGGUUCUCGGUCUUGCUUGCAUAAGGAUUCCCGCAAUGUUGACGAGUUCAACUUAUUUUGUGAAGAUUUUGAUCAAGUAUUUUCUACCUUCAAGGUAUCUGCUGGUUCUGGAAACAUUUGCAGAAAUGAAUUAUGGAUUGAUAAAUACAGGCCACAUUCAUUGGAAGAGCUUGCUGUACACAAAAAGAAGGUAGAAGAAGUUAAGGUAUGGUUUGAAGAAAGGUUGAGGACGCCUAAGGAUGCUAAUGGAAACAAUGUUCUUGUCAUCACUGGUCCUGCUGGAGUUGGGAAAUCUGCAACUGUUCAUGUAAUAGCAUCUCAUCUUGGAGCCAGAUUAUGUGAAUGGGACACACCUACUCCUGUGAUUUGGCAAGAACAUCUGCAUAACUCGAGUGCAGGGAUACAAUACACAUCUAAACUGGAUGAGUUUGAAAACUUUAUUGGGAGAAUGAGGAAGUAUGGAGUAAUACCUUCAUGCUUUCCCAUAGACUCAAAACAACCGGUCAUACUCUUAAUAGAUGACCUUCCUUUGACCAAUGGGAAGGCUGCUCUUAGAAGACUUCAGAACUGUUUGCAUCUUUAUGUGCAAUCAACUCAAGUUCCGACAGCCAUCGUGAUUACAACAGAUUGUGCCAAAGCUGAAACAACAGACCUCACUGCACGGUACUUGGAAGAGAUUGAGCUCUGUCUUGAGAAUGCUGGGGCUUGUAAGGUUGCAUUCAAUCCUAUAACAAAUAACUCCAUUAAAAAGAUAAUUUCUAGAAUAUGCUCUCAAGAACAGUACAAUUUGGCAGUUGAACAAAUUGAUGCAAUAGCCAAAUCAAGUGGUGGUGAUGUGAGACAAGCAGUCAUGUCUUUACAAUUAUUCUGCCUGAAACCUAGUCAGAUAUGUUCAUCAUCAUUCAGCGCUCCAGAAUCUUCAAAAGAUGAAGAGCUGCCUCCUACUGUGGUGGAUGAUCAAUUCUCUUUCCAAUUUGGCCGUGAUGAGACUCUCUCUCUAUUUCAUGCCCUGGGAAAAUUUUUGCACAACAAACGACAGAGUAUAAACGAAUUGGUAUUAGACAGUGAGUUUUCCGUUCAAGAAAGUUUAUUAAGACGGCCACUUAAUAUGGAUCCUCCAGAAAAGGUUCUAUGUCAAACACAUGGGCAAGCCAGGCCUAUUGCUGAUUUUCUGCAUGAAAAUGUUCUCGACUUCAUGAAUGAGGAAGCUGUAGAUGAUGCAUGGGUUGUGGCUUCGUAUUUAGGUGAUGCUGACAUGCUCCUUUCUUCUUACGAGGGGAUGCUAGCCAGACAUAAUGAUGCAGAAAAUAUUCUACACCUGGCUGCUGCUUCAGUUGCAGUCCGUGGGGUAUUAUUUGGCAAUUCUCAUCCGUUGUCUUCCAGGUGGCAUACUAUUCGUAGACCAAAGCUUUGGCAAAUCGAGGGAUCCUCAUUGUUCAAUAAGAAGGAGAUGGUAAAACAAAGAUUUAUCGCUUAUGGUGGGAUCAGUUUAGCUAAUUUUUCAGUAGUCGCCACCGAGUACGUAUCUGCAUUGAAGUGGCUUGGUAGUAGUGCAUCCGGAGAUCAUGAAAAUUUACAGGUAUUGACAGAAGAAAAUACAAGUUUUGAUUUGGUGAAUUCAGGAGAUCGAGAAAGUCAUACUUCUGACGAGGAAAUUGAAGAUUGGUAAAUUAGAUAGGCCCCCGUUUUGUAAGCAAAAUCCCAAGACGAUUGGAUGUCUUGCUCCACACCUCAUGUGGUUUUGUAAAAUGUAAUGAACUCUCUUUAUUAUUCAAAUAUUAAUAUGAAAUUGAGUACAAAUUAUGUCUUUGUUACAAAAA